Molecule: messenger RNA, 5011 nt
Organism: Clarias gariepinus (North African catfish)
Lineage: Eukaryota; Metazoa; Chordata; Actinopteri; Siluriformes; Clariidae
Gene: tox
Product: thymocyte selection-associated high mobility group box
Exons: 10
Coding region: 518-2038 (506 amino acids)
Biological process (GO): leukocyte differentiation; regulation of transcription by RNA polymerase II
Cellular component (GO): nucleus
Molecular function (GO): chromatin DNA binding
Source: RefSeq, a predicted model, not a curated record
CACACGCGCACACACACACACACACAGAGAGGGAGAGGGGCGCGCGCGCACAGAGCAUUGAGGUAGAGAGUGGAGUUAGCACUCCGGCUAACCGCGUCGCUUUUCUUUUGGGGCUUCUCUUAUCGUUUCCGUAACGAAAAUAAGGAAAGAAAAAGAAAGACACACGUCGUUUCCUCAGAGACGGUUGAUUUGUUUGAGGUUUGAUGCCACACAGGUGUAGGAACACCUUUUUAUUUCAAAGUUUGUUUUAUUUCUUUCUCCUCUCAGAAACCCCGCGAACGGAUGUGAAGGUGCCAAAGUGAAGCUGCUGUUCUUCUCUUUUUGUGUGGUUUUUCUUUUCCCUGCUUCCAUCCAUCAUCAGAUAUAAUACUUUUUAUUUUUUUCAGGGCUUUAUUAUAGAGGAGCUAGUGUCCCAGCUCUACUGAAGUGGAACGAAACAAAAAUAUAGAUUUUAAAUAUUUUUUAAAGAAUUUUAUUUAUUUUGUUUUUGGUUGAUGUUUUAUUUUUAGACAGUGAAAUGGAUGUGAGAUUUUAUCCUCCUCCUCCAUCAGCAACAGAUCCAUCUCGACUUGGACCAUCACAUUACUCAGACUCCUCAUACUGCAACAAGUACGACAGUGAAAGCAUGUUCAUGCCAGAGCCGAGCCAGGACUUUGUGCCAGUGAACCAGUUCCCGAGCCCCAAACACACGCCAGCUCAGUGGAAGAGAGAAACUCCUCAUCCAGAUGCUCAUCGUCUGCCACACUGGCAGUCCUACCCGGUUCCUGGUCUCAGCGAUGAGGACUUCAACAUCCCCCCCAUCACCCCUCCCUCUCUCACUCACUUGCCUGACGGCGAGUCCGGACCGUAUCACCCCCUCUGCCCCCCCGCUCCUCACACGCUGCACCCCUUUAGCAUGCAGGGAAUGGACCUGUCCAACAUGUCCGCCCCCGGCGUGACGGGACAGGACGGGAACCUUCUUGGCAACUCCUCUCUCUCAGUGAUGCAGCAGAUGGUGAACUCGGACUCGCGGUACGGCGGCCGCCCUCACGGCGAUGCUUUUAGACACAGAACACCGUCAGGAAUGGCUCCUCAGGGUCAGCUGACCUCCGUCAGCCAAUCACAGCUCGGCGCUCAGCUGGCAUUGAGCGGGAACGUCGGGAGUAACGGGAACGCCGGCGGCGCUCACGGCUCACCAUCUCCUCCCGAGAGCAAGUCAGCCACACCCUCUCCUUCCAGCUCUGUCCAUGAGGACGACACCGAGGAGGCUCUCAAGAGUGGAGCAGAGAAAAGAGCAGCUACAGAUGUGGCCAAGAAACCCAAAACUCCCAAGAAGAAGAAGAAGAAAGACCCGAACGAGCCUCAGAAACCUGUCUCGGCGUACGCUCUGUUCUUCAGAGACACGCAGGCCGCCAUCAAGGGCCAGAACCCCAACGCCACCUUCGGAGAAGUGUCCAAGAUUGUGGCCUCCAUGUGGGACGGCCUGGGGGAGGAGCAGAAACAGGUGUAUAAGAAGAAGACGGAGACGGCGAAGAAGGAGUACCUGAAACAACUGGCUGCUUACAGAGCCACGCUCGUCUCACAGAGUUACAGCGAGCCGGGAGAGGUGAAGGUGUCCCAGCCGUCUCAGAUGCUUGGUCCCAAGCCACCGUCGUUCCAGUCACAUCCAGGGCUCUACAUGGCUCCUCCGUACCCCCAGCAGCCUCAUCUGCCCCCCAUGCAGCCUGGACUGGGGCGGGGCGGCGUCUCUAGGCCCGGCGCCAACCUCAGCAUGGGCAACAUGGCGGCUACGACGCCCCCUCCUCUUCAGAUCAGCCCCCCGCUACACCAGCACAUCGGCCUGCAGCAGCAGAUGGGAAGCCACACCAUGCAACUGCACUCACCUUCUAUGGCCCAGGGUUUUCCUCUCCAGGCCGAGUAUCAGAGUUUGAUCAGCGUCUCUCCCUCCAUGGAUUAUCGUUCCGGCUGCAGGACCGGCCCGAAUCAGGGGCUCGACUGGACCACCGAGUACUGCACUAACGGUGCUCUGCAGAGAGAUAAAGCUCUGUAUCUGACCUGAUUGAGACCAGCCUGAAAACUCCUGCAGGAACCAAGAGGCAGUUCAUACUCCUCACAGUGACGGAUACACACCUCCUGUUCACUUACACACACACACACACACACACACACACACACACACACACACACACACCGUUCACAAACCCUUCACACACCUUACACACACGGAUCUGUAUAUGUGUGUGUGUAUACGUGCGAGUGUUGCUCUUUCCUCAUCACUCGCUCUGUAACAGAACCAUCUCGUUCUGGGUUCUUUUGGGGACGAUUAGGAUGUAAAUUGUAGGAUAAAGUGUCGCUUUAAUUCCAGUCAAAGGGCUUCAAUUAACAGCCCUCGUUAACGAAGUGACCCGAGUCAAACUGUGAGUCUGUCAGUCGUAAAGCACUUACUGCUCCGUCGCUAAAUUAAUGAAAUAAAUAAAUAAAUAAAUGAAUGAAUGAAUGAAUGAAACGCAUCUCAAAGACAGAAGGACACACAAGCCACCUAUUAUUAUUAUUAUUAUAAUUAUUAGUUAAUAGUUUAAAUCGAAUAAAACAAUCAACAAUAAAAGCACAGACUCGAACCCGAGACCUGAGGAUCAUCUGAACCUUUAUUACACUGAGAGUGUGUGAAUUAAAGGCUGCAUGUCUAACUAAUGAAAAGACGUUUGAACGGUCUGAAAUCUAUUAGUUUAUACAACUUUCAAAAGAUUUCUAGACUUUUCUUUUCCGUAAAGACUCUUUGUGACUAAAAAAGUUAUAUAAAUUGAAUUAAUAAUUAUAUAAAAGUUAAUAAAAAAAACAAUGUUAACAUUUAUAACAAUAAAAAUAAUGAUUGUUUUACGUAGCAAACAAAAUAUCCACAGCAGAGAUUCGAGCAGGAUCAUCAAGGACAAAGGAUAAUCUCAAGACGAGUCAGAUUAAACACAAAGCAUCGGGUUCGAGGAGCGUAAUGACGACAUGCAUGAGCAGCACGGUGUUCAUGAUCUGCUUCAGUAUAUGACAACCAGGAUGUGCUUCAGCCAUAGAGGGCGCUCUAGAGCUCUGGUGCUGUAGCAUUUGUGUUAAGGUUACAGUAACGUUUCUAAUCGUAGCACGAAGCAGUUUAUUGAUUUUGAAUCGAUAGAUUCCUUAGAGUCUCCUCGUUUUAGACGAACAAGCUUCACUGUUUUACUUGCGUCACAUAAGGAAGUAAUUGUGCUCUAAUGAAUAUUUAUAAUAAUAAUAAAAAUAAUAAUAAUGGCUUAUGUGAAUGUACUUGGAAAGGAAAACCAAAACUGAUGAAGUGUUUUAUUAUUAUAUGAAAUAAUACGUGAGAGAAUAUGUGAAUCUCUCUCUCUCUCUCUCUCUCUCUCUCUCUCUCUCUGUAAAGCUUGUUUAGUCCCUGCCUUUAGAUCCCGAGCUCUGUUGUGAUUAUAGAGUGAUUUUUAGUUCACAGCUCCUGGCCGUGAACUGUGUAGUGGCUUCUUUUAGCCCUGAUCUCCAUUCAUGCUGUAAAUAGAAUCUGUGUGAUUAUUUACUCCUGGAGUUUAAACACUCCCCCUCCUCUUCCUCCUCCUUCUCCUCCUCAUCAUCAUCGUCAUUUAGUUCCAGAAACCAUGUAAAAGCAAAAAAUAUAUAGGAAAGUCCAGAGAUACUGAGCAUCAUAUUGUAUUUAUUUCUUCAAGGUUUAACAUAGAACUCUUACUUCUUUUUUUUAAAAAAAAAGGGAACAACAUUUUUUACAAUCUAAAUAACCCCGGAGGAGCCGCUGUUUCUGCUAGUCAUUUUCAACAAAGGAGGCGUUCUGGAGGUAAAAAUAGAAACCUUCAGAAACUUUGUGGUUUAAUCUAGAACUUUAGAUCUCAGGACAUUACAGACAAGGAACCACACACCAUGGACGUGCUCCACACGUUAAUAUACAGUAUAAUUGAAGGAAUUAAAGCUCACUUAAUUUGUCCCUCUCUGAUUGCUCACUCUAUUGUUUUGUUGUUUGUAACUGAACAAGUUUUAUUUCUCACAUCCAUCAUACGAAGUGUUGUCGUAGUUACGUUUCAGUCAAUUAAAAAAAACAACACUUUUUUACUUUAUAGUCAUAUAGAAAAAUAUUCUAACCUUCAUUGUUACUUAUGAUUGUUGGCGUGGUUACGUACAACUUAUUCUAAUAACUCAAUUUGUUUAUACCAAUUAAAAAUCAGGUGGAUAUAAUUGACAAGAACUGUUGCUAGGCAACUGCAGAAUAUGGAUGCUAAGCAUAAAAAGGCUAACACAGAAGCUAAUGAUUAAAGCAGGUAGCUCUUGGGUUGUUUAUUUACGAUAAAAAGAUUAAAAGCGAGCAGAAAAGAGACGGAAGCUUCCAGAACAUCUGCAUUGCCCCUCAGGUGUUUUUUCGGGGUGUUUCUAAUUAAAGAUUUAAAGACAGACAAUUACGUUACAUACAUUAAGAGAAGACUUCCUGGCCAAAAAAUUGUUCUAGAAAAAAACAAUGUUACUCAGUGUCUCUGGACUUUUUUUUUUUUAUUAUUAUUAUUUUAUUUUAAGUAUUGUUAAGGUGUUAUUUUAUUGCCAUAAUUUUUCUGGAUUUUUUCCCCCCAAUUUUAAUAACGACGUUGAUGUCAUCAGCUGGUAAAACAAAUGUUGCUAAAUAAAUGAAAGUUUAUUUUUUAUCAGCUGGAAUCGUUUUGUACGCCGUGGUUCUGCUGUACGGGUGUGAGCGUUCUUGGCGCCGGUGUUAACUGGAGGCAGCUUGGUGUUUAACCCUGGCAUAUGGCUGAUCAUCUCCUCUUCCUCUACACUGUGUCUUUAGCAGAACUCUCACUUCCACGCCUCUCACUUCGCUCCUAUUUAUGAGGGGAAAAAAAAGCUGUAGGUGUUUUUAAGUCAUUAUGUUAGAAUGGGUUUCUUUUGUUCAAUUUCUUUUGACAGAACUGAUCCACACAACAAUGUGAAUAAUUCUUUAUUUAGUUUUUAUUGUGUUUGAAGAAUAAAAGCAAAUCUGCAUAUUUUGUGCAGCGGUCGA